UUAGUAGAAAUAUAGUGGUCAACAGUAAACACUCUAAAUAUUUAUACAAAGUUGCAAUUUCAUACAAAUUGGUUACUCAAUAAAAUUCUUUCAAAUAAGAAGGUCAAAUAAAGUAUUUAUGAAACAAUGUUUUUGAAAUAUUUAUUUUUAAUUGGAACGGUCUACCAACUUGUCAAUUGCACCCCAAGAGGUAUUUUAGACUUUUUGGGUCAAACAUAUCGAUCUAACCUUAUAAAGUUUAAAGAAGAUCCCCAAUUUGGUAAUCAAUCAUUAUUGAAUGAGUACGAUUUCAUUGUAGUUGGUGCCGGUGCGUCUGGAGCAACUGUCGCACGCCGGCUAGCUGAAAUUACGGAAUGGAAAAUUUUAUUACUUGAAGCGGGAGGUGAAGAAUCAUUAGUAACUUCUAUUCCAGCUAUUGCUCAUUAUUUACAAUUUACAAAUUACAAUUGGGGAUAUAGAACAGAAUUAGAGUCCCAUGCUUGUAAAAGCCUAAUUAAUAAACGAUGUCCAUGGCCAGCUGGAAAAGGUUUGGGAGGAAGUACAAUUAUAAAUAACAACAUGUAUACAAGAGGCAAUGUAAGAGACUUCGAUCGAUGGGCGGAAGCAGGAAACAAUGGUUGGGCCUACAACGAUAUAAAACAAUAUUUCUUAAAAAACGAAGAUGUUAAUAUUCCAGAGUUGAAAAUAUCUCCACAUCAUGGAGUA
Messenger RNA from Daktulosphaira vitifoliae (grape phylloxera), 705 nucleotides. RefSeq names its product glucose dehydrogenase [FAD, quinone]-like. Gene Ontology annotation, molecular function: flavin adenine dinucleotide binding; oxidoreductase activity, acting on CH-OH group of donors. Lineage: Eukaryota; Metazoa; Arthropoda; Insecta; Hemiptera; Phylloxeridae. The annotation marks the transcript as partial. The record is from RefSeq and is a predicted model, not a curated record. The transcript has 2 exons.